Aphanomyces astaci is the source of this 3164-nucleotide messenger RNA. RefSeq lists its product as hypothetical. Gene Ontology annotation, biological process: microtubule-based movement. The coding region runs from base 28 to 2871 and encodes 947 amino acids. Lineage: Eukaryota; Oomycota; Saprolegniomycetes; Saprolegniales; Verrucalvaceae. Gene Ontology annotation, molecular function: ATP binding; microtubule binding; microtubule motor activity. The record is from RefSeq and is a predicted model, not a curated record. The transcript has 7 exons.
ACGAGCGCAAUCAACAGCAGAUUGGGAAUGGCAUCGCCAGGAAAGCGGGAGCGCGAAGUGCUUGAAGGACUCGUUCAUGGAGACGGAACUAGGGAAGAAGACGGCGGCGAGUGUGCCCCGCCAGCAAAGAGUCCGAAACUAAGCAUCAAGGACGGAGGCCCUCGACCGGGACAGGCGGCGCCACCUUGCAAAAUGAACCGAUUUGGGUUUGGACUGCUUCCACCCAAGCCCAUCGUCGUUGCCGUAGCAGGGGUGACAAGUUCUCGCGAGUCCAAUCAAGACGAGAACGAAAAUAGGACCGCGAACACCAUCGUCGAGGAGGUCAAGCCGCCGACAAGUCAAUCCCUCACGUUGGAAUUCGACAUGACGACCGCACAGAGGAACAUUGUCACCACGAAACCAUUGACGUCGAACCCCAAGGGCCGGGCGGGAUCGGGGCCAAAAUCCGCUGGGUCCAUUCCCAAACCAGCGACUUCAAUCCCGAAGGGUGCGAAGCGAGGCUCGGCGCUACCGCAGCCGCGUGCACUUGUGAAACCCCGGGUUCGGCGGACCACGAUUCCUCCUCCAUCGAGCAAGCAGAGUGCCGCAGAGGUUGUGGCCAUUCCCACGACGUCAGACAUGCAUCGUCCGUCGGCCGAGGACUCGAGCAAUGUGGGCUUUGAAUUGAGUCCCAAGGAAUCGUUUGUCGCGCUUAUCAAGGACAAAAUGAGCGUGGUCAGUCAAAUCGACGACGCGAUCAAGUUGAAGCGAUCGAGGCUCAAGCCACACGACUGGCGCGGCAAGUUUGACGAGCAAAAGGCGACUUUGCUCGACAUGCGGGCGCUGCUUCGCCGCGUCGUGGACGAAGCCAAACAACUCGAACAAGAUGCGUUCAAGAUGGACCAAACCAUCGCCAUGGACCGAAAGGUGCUUGAACGCGAACUCGACCACGCCAACGAGCGCAACCAGCGGGUCGAUUCCAUUGCGCACGAGGUUCAAUCCAACAUCACAGACAUGCAAGUGACCAUCGGCAAGCUCAAAAGCGAAAAGGACCGGCUCACGUCCGAGCUGAACGACGCUCGGACGAAGCUCCAAGGGGCCACGGACGUCCAUGCCCAACUGGUCGAAGCCCAAACGUCGCGGGACCAGGCCAAACUUGAGUUUGAUCGACACGUGGCAGCGCUGACGAGCGAGAAUCAUGCGCUGCAGGGUCGGCUAGACACGCUAGAGCAAGUCCACGCGUCGGAGAAAGCCACGUUAAGUCGCAAGAACGACGAAGUGUCGACCAUGUUUGCCAGUCUCAAGCAAAUGCUCGACUUUGCCACGUCUGCCAACGUCAAACUCGAGGCAGACAACACCCAACUGCGCGCCAAGACAACCGACGUCGACGCGCAGAUCAAGGACUUGGAGACCAAGUACACGGCCGCGAGCACGUCGUUGCGCCACGUGGAAGCGGAGCUGCAGGCAUGUCGUGCCGCCAAGGACGAAGCGGUGGCGCUCGUGGCGGAGAAGUCCGAGCUAGUGCGCGUCGUGUCGGCCGAAGUGCACGAGCACAUUCGGCAGGCGAGUGUGGAGAAGGAGCUGCGGGUGCACACGGACGCGCAAAUGCGCGAGUUACGCGUGGAGCAGCUGGCCACGAACGCGCAGAUGGAAGCGGUGAAGGCCGAGAUGAAGCACAUGAGCGAACGACACGCGGACAAGCUCGGUGCGGCCACUGCCGCGCUCGAGGCGAUGGAAGCCCAGCUCAAAGCUGACGCGGCAGCGCACGCGGCGGCUGUCGACAAGCUCCGCGAGGUGACGGUGAGCCUCGAGAGCGAACUGCACACGUGGCGCCUCAAGGAAGCCGACAACACGAUGGUCGAAAUGACGGCGUUGGUGGACGCCAAGCGAGAGGCGGACGUGCUCAAGCUCCGGCUCAAGGAACUGAACCACCAUGGCACGCAGAGUUUGCACGAAAAGGAUGCGCGGAUCGCCGCCCUCGAAGCCAAACUCAAGGAUGGCGAGGUCCAACGGCGCAAGAUGCACAAUACGAUCCAGGAACUGCGCGGCAACGUCCGGGUGUUUGCACGCACGAGGCCGUUCCUGCCGUCCGACGGCACCGGCGCCGUGUCGGCACUCACGUGCGACGGCGACCUCCAGUGUGUGACACUGAAACGCGACAAAGAAACGCACGCGUUCACGUUUGACAGAGUGUUUGCGCCUGUGAGUGGCCAAGACGCUGUGUUCGAGGAAGUGUCGGAGUUUGUGCAGUCGGCAAUCGACGGGUACCAAGUGUGCUUGUUUUCGUAUGGGCAAACGGGCUCGGGCAAGACCCACACGAUGCAAGGCAGUGGCAACGGCCACAUGCGCGGGAUCAUUCCUCGAUCGAUUGAGAAGAUCAUGGCCGAAGUGACCAAGAGCGAGGCGCAAGGGUGGCGCUACGUCAUGCAUGCGUCAUUUCUAGAGAUUUACAACGAGACAGUGCGGGAUCUGCUGGCAGACAAGGCGGACAAGAAACUCGUGCUCAAGAUGGACCCAAAGAACGGCCAGAACGCCGUGAUGGUGCAAGACCUGACCCUUGUGACCAUCGACAGCUUGCAUCAAGUGGAAGGCCUGAUGGAGAAGGCGGCGCGGGUGCGAAGUGUGGCCUGUACAGACAUGAACGCGCAGUCGUCGCGGUCCCACAGCGUGUUUUCGCUGCAUUUACGAGGCGUGAACGACGCGCAAGGCACGGUGCUCGAGGGCAAGUUGAAUCUGGUCGACUUGGCCGGGAGCGAGCGGCUGUCCAGGUCUGGGGCCACGGGCUCCCGACUCAAGGAGACCCAAGCAAUCAACAAGAGCCUGAGCUGCCUCACGGAUGUGUUUGCCGCCAUUGGCAACAAGAGCCCCCAUGUACUGCAUACGUCUAUAUAGCCCAAACUACUAUGUACUACUGACACGUUUAGAUUCCAUUCCGCAACUCCAAGUUGACAUAUUUAUUGCAAAGCUGUCUCUCGGGGGACGGCAAGACCCUCAUGAUGGUGAAUCUGUCGCCGACAGUCGAGUCAGCCCAUGAGAGCUUGUGCUCGCUGCGGUUUGCACAACAUGUGAACCAGUGCGAGUUGGGGAAACCCAAGCGCCAGCUCAAGAAGAAGUCGGACGAGGACGCAGUAGUGUAGGGGGUUAACUGUUAACCAAACGGAAUGAUUGUCGUGUAAAAGUGCAAA